GUUUUUUGUUGUUUUUUUUUUUUUUUAUUGUUUGUUUUGUUUGUUUGUUUUUUCUCCAUUAUUUAUUCCCGAAUUUUUGCCUUACUUUCAGCCCACAGGGACUGUGAAAGCCGCUCGUCUACGUUAUGUAGCUUUUUUUCUUGACCCGGAUAGACAAGAUGGCAUCAGUUCCAGAGCAGCUUCUGGAAACACUGGAUGAGCUGGAAGAAAACAAACUGAAAAGGUUUAAAUGGCAUUUAAAACAAGAAGGGUCCAUUUCAGCUGGUGAAUUGGAAAAUGCAGAUGCCAUUGACACAGUGGAUCUGAUGGUGGAGUGUUAUGAACCAGAAGAAGCUAUGAAGAUCACAUUGAACAUCCUGAAGAAGAUGAAACAAAACCAGCUGGCUGAAGAGUUAAAAAACAAGUACAAGGAAGUGCAAAAUACUCCAGUUCAGAUCAGUAGUCCCUCUCAGACGGGACUCAGUGUUGAUCUGAAUGCUGAAACGGGUUCAACUGUAAAUGCUCCUGUAAUCAAUGGAAACAUUAUCUCAGGCCCAGUUACCAUCAACUUCACCUCAAAUACUGGUGCUAUCGGGCUGCAAACACUCACAGAGAGACAGAUAACUGGGAAACAUGCAGGAAAACAAGAAUAUGAUGUUUUGCAAAAAAUCAUGACAAAUCACAAAGACUACAUGAAGGAGAAAACUGAACGUGUUUUUGAAGGCAAAAAAGAAAAUAAAACACAUUUCAAGAAAGUUUACACUGAACUCUUUAUCACUGAAGGUGAUUUUACAGAUGUCAAUCAUGAACACGAGAUUCUGAAGAUCGACAGAGCUUUCAAAACCUCAAACUCUGAGGACACGCCAAUCAACUGCAAUGACAUAUUUAGCUUAUUGAGGCAAAGGGCGGAGGGUAACAUUGUGCUGACCAAGGGAAUCGCUGGCAUUGGAAAAACCUUCUCUGUGCACAAGUUCAUUAUGGAUUGGGCUGAAGGAAAAGCAAAUCAGCAUAUAGACUGCAUGUUCCUGCUUCCAUUUCGUGAUAUUAACUUGAUUAAAGAUAAGGAGUUCAGUCUCCAUGAGUUUCUACAAGAAUUUUAUCCUCAACUGGAAGAGCUCAAGGAUACAAAGUGGUCUGAAAGUUGUAAGCUUGCAUUUAUUUUUGAUGGACUCGAUGAAAGUCGUCUUCCAUUGAAUUUCAAUUGCAAAUCACUGCACUGUGUAAAUUCACGGUCAUCUGUUGAUGCUUUGUUUACAAGUUUAGUCAAAGGGAAACUUCUUCCAUCAUCUCUCAUCUGGAUAACCUCCCGACCCGCAGCAGCCAAUCAGAUCCCUCCUGAGUAUGUGGGUUUGUUCACAGAGGUGCGAGGAUUCACUGACAAACAGAAGGAGGAAUUCUUCAGAAACAGAAUCAAAGAUGAGACUCAGGCCUCCAAAAUCAUCUCACACAUCAAGACAUAUCGUAGUCUCUACAUCAUGUGUCACAUUCCUGUUUUUUGUUGGAUAUCAGCUACUGUUCUUCACAAAAUUCUCAUCCAGAACAAUGGGGAGGACAUUCCUUCAACACUUACUGAAAUGUACAUACACUUCCUGCUAAUACAGAUGAACAUGAAGAACCAAAAGUAUGAUGAAAAAAACGAAAGAGAACGCUCAAAGCUUUUGGGUUCAAACAAAGAAAUUAUCUCAAAGUUGGCUAAACUGGCAUUCGAACAGCUGAGGAAGGAAAAUAUAAUGUUCUAUGAGGAGGAUUUGAAAGCAUGUGGCAUUGACUUAAUUGAUGAGUCAGAGUCUACGGGAUUAUGCACAGAGAUCUUUAAGAAAGACUCUGUGCUUCAUGAGAUGAAGGUUUAUUACUUCAUACAUCUGACUGUCCAAGAGUUCCUUGCUGCUCUGCACGUGUUCCUCUGCUACGUGAACAAGAACAUGGAAGAGCUCGAUUUUUUCCUGGAGAAUUCACGUCCUGAGAAAGACCUGCUGUACGUGUUGCUGAGGGAAGCAAUUGACAAAGCCAAGGCAAGCAAGAGGGGGCAUUACGAUCUCUUUAUUCGGUUCUUGCUGGGCAUUUCUCUCGAGUCUAAUCAAAAACUCCUCACAGGCUUGUUGACACACACGGAGGACAGUAAAACAAGCAUCAAUAAAACGAUCGAUUACAUCAAGCAUUUGCAAAACAACGAUAAGUGCCCUGACAAAUCCAUCAGCCAUUUUUUCUGCAUCCUCGAGCUGCAGGAUAGAUCCCUGUACCAGCAAAUCAGGAAAUAUCUGAGUUCAAAUGUCAUAGACAAUUGUCGAAAGAUCUCUACCUCAAACUGCUCAGCGCUGGUCUAUGUGCUCUUGAUGUCAGAGGAGGUGCUGGAUGAGUUCAACCCAAAAAAGAUCAGCCAAACAUAUGCAGGAUGUAGGAGACUGGUCCCAGUAAUGAGAUGUUGCAAAAAAGCUCUGUUUUCAGACUGUGGACUGACAGAAACAUGCUGUGAAACAGUGGCUUCAGCUCUUCAGUUAGAGGACUGCCCCCUGAGAGAGCUGGACCUGAGUGACAAUUACAGUAUUGAAGCUGGAGUGAAACUGCUUUGUGCUGGACUGAAGAGUCCUCACUGUAAACUAGAGACACUAAGGUUGGCUCGAUGCCAUUUUAGCCUGGACAGCUGCAUGGAGCUAAUGUCUUCGCUCAAGAGGAUCUCAUGUCAUUUCAGUGAGCUUGACUUCAGCAGCAAUGAUCUGCACGACUCUGGACUCCAACAGCUCUUACAUGGAAUGGACAGCAAAGAGGGAAAGCUUAAAAUUCUUAGGUUAAGCUGGUGUAACCUCACUGAGAAGAGUUGUGAGGUCCUUUCCUUGAUUCUCAGCUCAGAUUCCCUCCUGAGAGAGCUCGAUCUGAGUAACAAUGACCUGCAGGAUUCAGGAGUGAAGCUGAUCUCUGAUGCACUGAAGAGUACAAACUGUAAACUAGAGAUACUGGGAUUAUCUGGUUGUAUGGUGACAGAAGUUGGCUGUUGUUAUCUGGCUUCAGCUCUGAGUUCAAACCCUUCACGCCUGAAAGAGCUGGAUCUGAGCUACAAUCAUCCAGGUGAAUCAGGAGUCAGUCUGCUCUCUGAGAGACUCAAUGAUCCAAACUGCAAACUGGAUAAACUCAAAACUGAUCCUAAUGGUCAACACUUCAUCAAAUCAGGGAUAAGAAAGUAUGCCUGUAAUCUUACACUGGAUCCAGACACAGCACACAAUGAGCUCUUUCUCUCUGAUGAAAACAGACGGGUGACACGAGUAACUGAGAAGCAGUCAUAUCCUGAUCAUCCAGACAGAUUUGAACCCUGUGGCCAGAUUCUGUGUCGAGAGUGUCUGACUGGACGCUGUUACUGGGAGGCUGAAUGGAGUGGUUCACAGGGGGUGGUGGAAGUAACGUACAAAGGCAUACCUCGCAAGAACUAUAAUCUUGCUAUGAUGGGGGCCAGUAAACUUGGAAACAAUGAUGUGUCGUGGAAGCUUACCUGUGGGGAGAUUACAUAUGUUUCUCACGAUGAAGUGAACAUUAACGUAAAGGCUCCAAGCUCUCGUUCGUCCAGAGUAGGAGUGUAUGUGGACUCGGCAGCUGGCACGUUAACAUUCUACAGCAUUUCUGACACUCACACACUCACACACUUACACACUUUUAACACCACAUUCACUGAACCGCUCUAUGCUGGAUUUAAGGUGGAUUGUGGCACUUUGUCCUUGUGUCAGAUGGAGUUCGCUAACCACAAUGACGGCGAUGUCAACAAAAACUCAAACAGUCUCCAUCUACUCAAACCAACCAGGAUCUACCCAUUAUACAGUCAUCACUUUGGCUAUGUCAUCAUCAUCAUCAUCAUCAUCAUCACCACAUUCACAUUCAGUAUCAGUAAAAGUGAAAUCAGACACAGACAAAAGAGUAAAGAUCGAGAGUCUUCACUUAUUGGUAGUGACAAACUGCAAGAAAAUGCUGAAAAUAAUGUUUAUAUUAUCUGUGGCUAUGAGGGACCUCAAGACGGCAAAAAUCACCCUGAGUCACUACCCACAAACCCUUCUGAGACAGAGAGAUCUGUUUAUGCCAUGCCACAAUUAUCCACAAACUCUUCUGAAACUGACAGGACCAUUUACUCCGUGGCUCAUUUACCCACAAACACCUCUGCAGCGGAGUGUUCAGUUUACGCGGUGGUCCAGUUACCCAAAGUUCGCAAAAAAUAUCCAGGUCAUGACGUUAAACCAGACCUUUCCAGUGUCACAACAUACACUUCAUAUCAGGGAGGAAGUGUUGAUAUCAGAUGCCCCUAUGAGCCCAAAUAUGAAAGUAACAUAAAGUACCUCUGCAGAGGAAAAUGCUCCACUCUGCGUAUUGUUUCAGAAAAGGAUAUACCCAUUACAUCUGGAAUGUCUGCUAGAGAUCAGAGAUUCUCUUUGAAUGUCGACACCAGAGCCAAAAUCUUCACUGUCACUAUAACAGAUCUGAAACCAAACGAUGAAGGACAGUACUGGUGUGCUAUAGAGAGACCUCUAUCUGAUGUCUACACUGAGAUUCGAGUAAAUAUCAGAAAAAGAAAGGAGCUGUCCAUCACAUGUCAUUACAAACAUGAUGCCACAGAUAAUGACAAAUUCUUCUGUAAAGGAAAAGACCCAUCCUUAUGUGAGACAUCUGGGAUCAAAGUUUCAUCUGAGAAACACAAACAUGGCAGAUUUUCUCUGAGUGAUGAUAUAUCUGCAAGAGAUUUUAUUGUGACCAUCACUGAUCUGAGAGAAGAGGAUUCUGGGAUAUACUGGUGUGGAUAUGUGGUAAAGACAAUAUUUAAACAAACGCAUAACGAGUGGAUUUCAGCAAUUGAUCUAAAGAUUUCUGAAGUCACACCAGGUACAUCAACCACAUCAAAGAGGACGUCACCUCAAAUAACCACAACAGCUUCCUUUUACAUCACUAAACCAGCAUCAGCAGAUCCUGCAUCAAACAGACCUGUCACAACUGCAUCAUCAUUAUCAACUUCAUCUUCAUCAUGUUUACUUCUCCCAUCAUCAUCUUCCUCUUCUACUGAUUCAUUCUCACCCAAACCACAAUCAGGUUUUACAAGUAUCAUUAUGCUGCUGGUUGUGGUCAUGCUGUUGGUGUUUGGAUUCUUAGUGAUUGUUUACAUCAGACGGAAACAAAAGAAAAAAGAACUGCAGUUCAGAGGAGCUGUUUGUUGCUCAAUGGAGAAUCUGCCCGAUGGAGAGAUUGGAAAAACUAAAGAAGGCACUCAUUCCAUCUAUGAUUAUGAAGAGAUCCUUCUGACAAAUGAUCAUCCUGAUUACAGUUUGUUUCAUCCUGUAUUUGGUGAAGAUGAUGCCUCUGUUUAUGCUGUAGCACAAUUACCCAGCAUCACCUCUGAUAGUGUCACUUAUUCCACCAUCAAAUUACAGAAUACAGCUCAUUCAGACAGAACCUCUCCUGAUGGGCAGACAACAUGUGACUAUGCAACUACCCAGGUAGACAAGAUGGCAUCUAUUCCAGAACAGCUUCUGGAAACACUGGAUGAGCUGGAAGAAAACAAAUUGAAAAGGUUUAAAUGGCAUUUAAAACAAGAAGGGUCCAUUUCAGCUGGUGAAUUGGAAAAUGCAGAUGCCAUUGACACAGUGGAUCUGAUGGUGGAGUGUUAUGAACCAGAAGAAGCUAUGAAGAUCACAUUGAACAUCCUGAAGAAGAUGAAACAAAACCAGCUGGCUGAAGAGUUAAAAAACAAGUACAAGGAAGGGCUUCAAACACCCUCAGAGGGAUCAAUAUCUGGAAAACAUGAAAGAAAACAAGAGGAGGAUGUCUUGCAAAAAAUCAUUGCAAACCACAAAUACUACAUGAAGGAGAAAACUGAACGUGUUUUUGAGGGCAAAAAAGAAAAUAAAACACAUCUCAAGAAAGUUUACACUGAACUCUUUAUCACUGAAGGCGAUUUUACGGACGUCAAUCAUGAACACGAGAUUCUGAAGAUCGACAGAGCUUUCAAAACCUCAAAAUCUGAGGACACGCCAAUCAACUGCAAUGACAUAUUUAGCUUAUUGAGGCAAAGGGCGGAGGGUAACAUUGUUCUGACCAAGGGAAUCGCUGGCGUUGGAAAAACCUUCUCUGUUCACAAGUUCAUUAUGGAUUGGGCUGAAGGAAAAGCAAAUCAGCAUAUAGACUGCAUGUUCCUGCUUCCAUUCCGAGAGAUUAACUUGAUUAUAGAUAAAGAGAUCAGCCUCAAUGAGUUUCUACAGGAAUUUUAUCCUCAACUGAAAGAGCUCAAGGAUACAAAGUUGUAUGAAAGUUGUACGAUUGCUUUUAUUUUCGACGGACUCGAUGAAAGUCGUCUUCCGUUGAAUUUCAUUUGCAAAUCACUUCACUGUGUUAAUACACGGUCAUCUGUUGAUGCUUUGUUUACAAGUUUAGUCAAAGGGAAACUUCUUCCAUCAGCUUUUAUCUGGGUGACCUCACGACCUGCAGCAGCCAAUCAAAUCCCUCCUGAGUAUGUGGGUUUGUUCACAGAGGUGCGAGGAUUCGCUGACAAACAGAAGGAGGAAUACUUAAGAAAGAGAAUCAAAGAUGAGACUCAGGCCUCCAAAAUCAUCUCACACAUCAAGACAUCUCGUAGUCUCUACAUCAUGUGUCACAUUCCUGUAUUUUGCUGGAUAGCAGCUACUGUUCUACAUGAAAUUCUCAUCCAGAACAAUGGGGAGGACAUUCCUUCAACACUUACUGAAAUGUACGUUCACUUCCUGCUUAUACAAAUGAACAUGAAGAACCAAAAGUAUGAUAAAAAAAAUGAAAGAGAUCGCACAAAGCUAUUAGGUUCAAACAAAGAAAUGAUAUUAAAGUUGGCUAAACUGGCAUUCGAACAGCUGAGGAAGGAAAAUAUAAUGUUCUAUGAGGAGGAUUUGAAAGCAUGUGGCAUUGACUUAAUUGAUGAGUCAGAGUCUACGGGAUUAUGCACAGAGAUCUUUAAGAAAGACUCUGUGCUUCAUAAGAUGAAGGUUUAUUACUUCAUACAUCUGAGUGUCCAAGAGUUCCUCGCUGCUCUGCAUGUAUUCCUCUGCUACCUGAAUAAGAACAUGGAGGAACUCGAUUUUUUCCUGGAGAAUUCACGUCCUGAGAAAGACCUGCUGUACGUGUUGCUGAGGAAAGCAAUUGACAAAGCCAAGGUGAGCAAGAGGGGGAAUUUCGACCUCUUCAUCCGGUUCUUGCUGGGCAUUUCUCUUGAGUCCAAUCAAAAACUCCUCACAGGCUUGUUGACCCACACAGAGGACAGUAAAAGAAGCAUCAAUAAAACAAUCCAAUAUAUCAAGCAACUGCAAAACAACGAUAAGUGCCCUGACAAAUCCAUCAACCACUUUUUCUGCAUCCUUGAGCUGCAGGACAGAUCCCUGUACCAGCAAAUCAGGAAAUAUCUGAGUUCAGGUGUCAUAAACAAACGUCGAGAGAUCUCCACCUCAAACUGCUCAGUAAUGGUCUAUGUGCUCCUGAUGUCAGAGGAGGUGUUGGAUGAGUUCAACCCAAAGAAGUUCAACCCAACGUAUGCAGGAUGCAGGAGACUAGUCCCAGUAAUUAGAUGCUGCAAAAGAGCUCUGUUUUCAGACUGUGGACUGACAGAAACAUGCUGUGAAACUGUGGCUUCAGCUCUUCAGUUAGAGGACUGCCCCCUGAGCGAGCUGGACCUGAGUGACAAUUACAGUAUUGAAGCUGGCGUGAAAAUGCUCUGUGCUGGACUGAAGAGUCCUCACUGUAAACUAGAUACACUGAGGCUGGCCCGGUGUCAUUUUGGUCAGGACAGCUGCAGGGAGCUGGUGUCUGCUCUCAAGAUAAUCACAUGUCAUCUGGCUGAGCUUGACCUCAGCAGCAAUGAUCUGCACGACUCUGGACUCCAACAGCUCUUACGUGGAAUGGACAACACAGAGAGAAAACUUAAAAUUCUCAGGUUGAGCUGGUGUAACCUCACUGGGAAGAGUUGUGAGAUUCUUGCCAUGAUUCUUAGCUCAGAUUCCCUCCUGAGAGAGCUGGAUCUGAGUAACAAUGACCUGCAGGAUUCAGGAGUGAAGCUGAUCUCUGAUGCACUAAAGAGUACAAACUGUUCAUUGGAGAUACUGGGAUUAUCAGGUUGUAUGGUGACAGAGGUUGGCUGUUGUUAUCUGGCUUCAGCUCUGAGUUCAAACCCAUCACACCUGAAAGAGCUGGAUCUGAGCUACAAUCACCCAGGAGAAUCAGGAGUCAAACUGCUCUCUGAGAGUCUCAGUGAUCCAAACUGUACACUACAGAAACUCAAAAUUGAUCCUAAUGGUCAGCACUUCAUCAAGUCAGGGAUAAGAAAGUAUGCCUGUAAUCUUACACUGGAUCCAAACACAGCACACGUUGAGCUCUUUCUCUCUGAAGAAAACAGACGGGUGACACAAGUAACUGAGAAGCAGCCAUAUCCUGAUCAUCCAGACAGAUUUGAACCCUGUCGCCAGGUUCUGUGUCGAGAGAGUCUGAUUGAUCGCUGUUACUGGGAGGCUGAAUGGAGCUAUUCAAAGGGGGUGGUGGGGGUGACGUACAAAUGCAUACCUCGCAAAAAAGAUAAUCUUGCUGUGGUGGAGGCCAGUCAGCUUGGAAACAAUGAUAUGUCAUGGAAGCUUACCUGUGGGGUAAUUACAUAUGUUUCUCACAAUAAAGUGAACAUUAAUAUAAAGGCUCCAAGCUCUCGUUCAUCCAGAGCAGGAGUGUAUGUGGACUCGGCAGCCGGCACUUUAUCCUUCUACAGCAUUUCUGACACGCACACACUUACACACUUGUACACAUUCCUCACUUCCUUUAAGGAACCCCUCUAUGCUGUAUUUAAUGUGGAAAGUGGCACUUUGUCCUUGUGUCAGAUGGAGUAACCCAAAACCCUCUUCAAAAUAACAUUAAUUCACUCUAGAAACUCAUUUUUACUUUAUUACUGUUUUUGUCUUAUCUCAAGAAACAUUUACUUAAGAACCAAAAUUGAAUAUUAAGAAAUUAAAACUUGUUUUCAUAAAAUGUAUUUUGAAAUGUUAUCUUUCUUACCACAUUGUAAAAUUGCCUUUUUUUUUUUUUUUUUUUUU
Myxocyprinus asiaticus (Chinese sucker) is the source of this 9038-nucleotide messenger RNA. RefSeq lists its product as uncharacterized. The transcript has 30 exons. The record is from RefSeq and is a predicted model, not a curated record. Lineage: Eukaryota; Metazoa; Chordata; Actinopteri; Cypriniformes; Catostomidae. The coding region runs from base 159 to 8834 and encodes 2891 amino acids. Gene Ontology annotation, molecular function: protein binding.